AUGAGUGUCCGCCGAAGCACUAUCAUUCCCAACAAGCCGACCCUGACAGAGAAAAAUCUUCCUGACCAAGCAGGCAAGGUCUUUCUCAUCACUGGAGCUUCUGGCGGAUUGGGUAAGGAGCUUGCUUCAAUUCUAUACCAGAGAAAUGGAAAGAUCUAUAUGGCCGCUCGCUCUCGAUCCAAGACCGACGAGGUUAUGAGAGACAUCAAGGCGGCUCAUCCAAACUCAACCGGCAGUAUGAUUUUCCUACCGCUGGUCCUCGACGAUCUCACCACUAUAAAGGCUUCGGCUCAAGAGUUCCUAGCACAGGAAAGCCGCCUCGACGUACUCUAUAAUAACGCUGGUGUCAUGGUGCCUCCGCAGGGGUCAAAGACGGUACAAGGCUACGAGUUGCAGAUUGGUGUGAACAACCUAGCGCCGUUCUUGUUCACCCACUUCCUCAAUCCUAUUCUUGCUGCUACGGCCCAGAUUGCCCCCAAGAACUCUGUUCGUAUCAUUUGGGUAUCCUCCAGUGCUGCCGAUGGCGCUCCGACUCCCGCCAUCGACUUCACGAACAUGGACUAUCAUAAUGAAGAAGGGAUCUGGCCGAAGUAUUCAAGAAGUAAGGCCGGAAACGUCUUGCACGCUGUUGAGUAUGCUAGAAGGACUGCCGGAAAAGGCAUCAUCAGCAUUGCCCUCAACCCUGGCAACUUUGUGACCAACCUACAGCAGAACAUGCCGAGAAUGCAGCUUGCUAUCUUCAAACUCAUCGCUCAUGCACCCAAGAACGGCGCAUAUACACAACUGUUUGCAAGCCAUUCUCCUACCAUAACAGAGAAGGAAAAUGGUUGUUGGGUUUCUCCUUUUGGAAAGGUCGAGCCGUGCCGCAAAGAUCUUCUUGAUGCUGACCUUGGGAAAAAGUACUGGGAGUGGACUGAGGAGCAGGUCAAUAAGUACAAGUAA
This is a messenger RNA of Fusarium oxysporum Fo47, 942 nucleotides long. RefSeq lists its product as uncharacterized. Bases 1 to 942 code for a protein of 313 amino acids. The transcript is spliced from 5 exons. The record is from RefSeq and is a predicted model, not a curated record. Lineage: Eukaryota; Fungi; Ascomycota; Sordariomycetes; Hypocreales; Nectriaceae.